AUGGCCACAGGCUUGAACGAGCAGCAACAACAGGCAGUGCUCGCGCCCUGCCAUGGACAGCUCCAGAUCAUCGCAGGUCCUGGGACAGGCAAGACCAAGGUGCUUGUUGCACGCGUGGCUCAUCUCUUGCUUCACCACCAGAUCCCUCCCCAGAACAUGAUCGUGACCACGUUUACCAAGAAGGCUGCCACCGAGAUGACAGAACGGUUGGAACAGCUACUCCACGGUACCGGCAUUGAAAUCGACAAGUUGCUCAUCGGAACGUUCCACAGCAUCUGUUAUCGCAUCAUCAAGAUCUACGGCAACAAGCUCGGAUUGAACGACUAUACCAUCGCUGACGAGCGCGACAGUCUCCAUAUCAUGCGAGACGUGCUUGAUGCGCUUACAGGCGAAGAGACAGCGUAUUUGGCGGGCCUAGGUGACGAGUGCAGCGGGUUCAAAGGUGACUCCGAAGCCAAACACAACGGCUACGACCCCAAGAAGCUCCGAAAACAGGUCUCCAGGCUCAAGGCGGGUGGUGUGAGUGCGCUGGACUACUCACAUGCCGUGUCGUGCAACAAGGCGCUCUCGUUCAUCUACACCAAGUACCAGGCCAAAUUGUCGGUGGAAAAGCUUUUGGACUUCGACGAUUGUCUCUUACACUGUCACCAGCUCGUAUCCAAGCACCCAGUACUCAAUUUCGUACGGCACACCUUGGUGGACGAAUUUCAAGACACCAACGAGAUCCAGUUGCGGCUCAUGUACCAGUUUGCACGAGGCCAUCCCACCGACACCAGUUUGCAGAACAACGUGACGAUUGUGGGAGACCCCGACCAGAGUAUUUACGCGUUUCGGGACGCCCAGUCGGUCAACUUCGCCAAGAUGAAGCAACGAUACCCCAAGUGUGCUGUGAUCACCUUGAGCCAGAACUACCGUUCCACCUCCGACAUCCUCGAUUUCUCGGAGUCCAUCAUGCGCCAGCAGAACGACAGAACCGUCAAGAGCUUGCAGUCCCAGCACAGCUCGUCCUACAGGCCUGUGUACGCCAAUUUGGGGUCGCCAGAGGACGAGGCUCGUUGGAUCGCCUACCAGAUCGAGCACUUGCUCUCGUUGCCCGAGACUCCCGUAAAGUAUAGCGAUGUGGCCAUCUUAGUAAGAACAGCCUACCAGACUCGAGUGUUGGAGAACGAGUUUGUGCGCAAACGGAUCCCAUACGUGAUGGUCAAGGGAAAGGCGUUUUGGGAACGAAAAGAGGUGUUGGCGAUCAUGGACUACCUCCGUGUGGUGGCACACGACAAUGACCGACUAGCAGUUCUCAGGACCCUAAAUCUUCCCAAGCGUGGCAUCGGUGAAAAGACGUUGGCCACGAUUGACCACCGGCUCGAGCUUGCGCAAAUGGCUAACCAGCUGGUGAUGCAGGCAUUGGCCAGACUAGUUGAGGACUGCGGGACAAAACUCACCUCCAAGAACAAGCAGGCGAUCUCCCAGUACGUGCAGUUUGUCAACGAGGCCAAGAGCAUGCUCGAGACUGGCUCCAAAGACCAGAAACUGGGGUGGUUGGCAGAGAUUUUUGCGUUCGUUUACUCUUCCAGUGGACUCCAGAAGGAGUACCUGACCGACGAGACAGCCGAGCUCAAUAUCAGCGAGGUAAAGGGCCAAUUCUGCGAGUUUUGUCCUCGAGACGAGAACCUCCCUCUUUUUAUCGGAGGAACCAACGACGACGUAUCACAGGACGGACGCAAUUUCGUGGCCAAAUUCAUCCAUUCGGUGGGGCUCUACGAGACAGACUCCACAACUGUGAACCACGAAGCCGAUAGGGGAAAGGUGUCAGUGUCAACCAUCCACGGGUCCAAAGGACUCGAGUGGCCAGUGGUCUUUGUGCCUGGGCUCUCGGAGAACUUGCUCCCAGCCAAGUUUGCCAUGGACUCGGGAGGUGAAGACGCUGUUAACGAGGAGAGGCGGUGCUUUUACGUGGCCACUACUAGAGCCAAAACCUUGCUCUAUCUCUCGUCGUACACCGAGAAAAACCCCAGUGGAAAUUGGGGCCGUCGUCCCAUCGUGGCCGUUUCUCGGUUCCUUAAGCUGGCCAGCAAUACGGGAAUGCUCAAUUCUAGUCAGCAGGCGUUUGCAACAUGGGACGAUUUGACCAAACUAUACCUGCUUUUGGGACGCCAAAGUCCUGCAACUAACAACUUUGACCUCCAGCACUUUGUUCAAUUAUACCACGCCAGGCAGCAGUCGUACGUCCGAGGGCAGGACCAUGAGGUGGGCAGCUACUUCCAGGCACGAGACAAGCCCACCAACACCAAUGGGCUUGGGUUUACCAGUGCCAAGGUAGAGAUGGAGAGAAAGAAGGUGAUUCCUGCGAAACGGGGGUUCAAGGCCCCAAGACUAGCUCCACGGGAAGGUGGAGUGGCCUUCCAAGCACGAGCUCCCGAAGGUAUAAAAGCCCCAAGAACCCACCAGAUACGAGCACCGAUAAAUAGGCCAACAGAUGGAAAGCCUCUAGUUGGCGAUAAAGGGAUCGAAAAUAGUCCAACGGCAGGAAGCAGGGCUCCGUUGGGCAACAAAGCACCCAUUGGGGCAAGCCGUUUUUUAAGCAGGCCGCUAGGCAACAGAGCACCGAUCGCAGCACAGGUCUCCAUGUCAACGCCCUCUAAUACCAACCGGGCGCCUCCGUACAUCCCCAACCGUCGCCCCCUCAAGAAAUCAUAG
This is a messenger RNA of Suhomyces tanzawaensis NRRL Y-17324, 2694 nucleotides long. RefSeq names its product DNA helicase. The transcript has a single exon. Gene Ontology annotation, cellular component: nucleus. The coding region runs from base 1 to 2694 and encodes 897 amino acids. Lineage: Eukaryota; Fungi; Ascomycota; Pichiomycetes; Serinales; Debaryomycetaceae. Gene Ontology annotation, biological process: recombinational repair. The record is from RefSeq and is a predicted model, not a curated record. Gene Ontology annotation, molecular function: ATP binding; hydrolase activity; DNA binding.